This is a messenger RNA of Nipponia nippon (crested ibis), 903 nucleotides long. Lineage: Eukaryota; Metazoa; Chordata; Aves; Pelecaniformes; Threskiornithidae. The record is from RefSeq and is a predicted model, not a curated record.
AUGAAGACAAUCUAUUGCAGAUCACAAGCAUCUGGUAAAGUAAUAAGCGGAGAGGAACAUUUUUCAAGCAAAAAGUGCCUGGCUUGGUUUUAUGAAUAUGCAGGUCCUGAUGAAGUUGUGGGGCCCGAAGGAAUGGAAAAGUUCUGUGAAGACAUCGGUGUUGAGCCUGAAAAUAUUAUUAUGUUAGUUUUAGCCUGGAAACUAGAGGCUGAAAGCAUGGGAUUUUUUACCAAGGAAGAAUGGUUAAAAGGAAUGACCUCGUUACAGUGUGACUGUACAGAAAAAUUACAGAGUAAAUUUGACUUCUUGCGGUCACAAUUGAAUGACAUUUCAUCCUUUAAGAAUAUCUACAGAUAUGCCUUUGAUUUUGCAAGGGAUAAAGACCAGCGAAGUCUUGAUAUUGAUACUGCAAAAUCCAUGUUAGCUCUUCUGCUUGGAAGAACUUGGCCACUGUUUUCAGUAUUUUAUCAAUACCUGGAGCAAUCGAAGUAUAGAGUUAUGAACAAGGAUCAGUGGUACAAUGUACUAGAGUUCAGCAGAACUGUCCAUGCAGAUCUUAGCAACUAUGAUGAAGAUGGUGCAUGGCCUGUACUUCUGGAUGAAUUUGUUGAAUGGCAAAAAGUUCGUCAAGCGUCAUAGCAAGAAUUGAAAAGAAAAUGCAAAAGUUUUUUUUGGUGCCCGCCUGUACACAAACUAAUGAGAAAAACAAAAAGAUUGCAUUUUCAUUCUUAAGAAAGACUUUACAGUAAUUUUUUUCCUUUUUUAAGGAAAUUUUCUUGUUACACAUGAUAUGGGCAUUGAACCACACCUCUUCGGAGACUGAAAGUUGGGAGUUCUUGUUUUGAGUCUUAUGUUUAUAGCAUUUAUUUCAGAACAAUAAAGAUUCAGAUUUGUGACAAAGGC